UGAAUUCGUCAGCAAUUCCCACGACCAAAAACUCCCUCACAAUGCUAAAUUACCACAUUGCCUCUCCCUUUUCAAAUUCCUUCACUUACGCACUCUCUCUUCCUCUUCUCUUUUUCUUCUCCGUAGUUUCAUUUUCAAAGUUCUGAAACUCGAAGUGGGUGUUCAGAAAUUUUGAGAAAAAAUGCCUCUGAAAAUCAAAAUGGGUUCUUCCUAGAAUAACGGAACAGAGAGUGUUGAAUCUCAAAAAAUAUCUCCAACAACAAUCAUGGAGUUCCUUAAUUUCGCCAUUUUUAUGUUUUAUUUUAUUGCAUUUUCAUUUUCCUAUUUUGUUUAUGGAAAUUCUGAAGUGAAAGCGUUGAUGGAGCUGAAGGCAUCUUUAGACCCGGAAAACAGAGUAUUGAGGUCAUGGACAAUCGAUGGCGAUCCUUGCGGUGGAAAGUUCGUCGGCGUGGCAUGUAACGAGCACCGGAAAGUAGCGAACAUAUCGUUGCAAGGACGUGGACUCUCCGGCAAGGUGUCACCGGCGGUGGCAGAGCUGAAAUGUCUGUCGGGGUUGUACUUGCAUUAUAACAAUUUGUCUGGAGAAAUUCCUAGAGAGAUUUCUAGUUUGAAUGAACUUGCUGAUCUUUAUCUUGAUGUUAAUAGUCUCACCGGUGAUAUUCCUGAAGAGAUCGGAAAUAUGUCGAGUCUUCAAGUUUUGCAGAUUUGUUGCAAUCAAUUGAGUGGGAAAAUACCAACUCAGAUAGGAUCUUUGAGGAAGUUAACAGUUCUUGCUUUACAACACAACAGAUUAAGUGGCGAAAUUCCUACAUCACUAGGAAGUUUAGAAGUGCUUAAAAGACUUUAUUUGAGCUUCAAUAACUUUAGUGGGAGAAUACCUUUCAGUUUAGCAACAAUUCCUCAGUUGGAAGUUGUUGAUGUCAGGAACAAUUCCUUCUUUGGCCAUGUCCCUUCUGGUUUGAGGAAGCUGAAUGAAGGGUUUCAAGGAGAGAACAAUCCGGGAUUAUGUGGAGUUGGGUUUGUAACGGUGAGGAAUUGUACUGUUUUUGACAAUGAAAAUAUCAAAGGAGAGGGAUUUCAACCUUUUCUAUCAGAACCUAACAAUACAGCCACAACUCAAAAGAACAUCCCUCAAUCUGCUGACUUUUACAAUGCCAAUUGUAAUCAACUUCAUUGCUCAAAAUCCACAAGAGUUCCAAAAAUUGCUGUUGUUUCUGCUGUCCUUAUUGUCUCUGUCAUUCUCAUGGUGUCUAUGAUUCUCACUGUCUUUUGGUACCGUCGUCGUAAACAAAAGAUCGGCAACUCGUCGCUUUCGUGCGAUGAUCGGCUUAGCACAGAUCAGGCUCGGGAACUCUACUCGAAGAGUGCUUCUCCUCUUGUGUGUCUUGAGUAUUCCCAUGGGUGGGAUUCACUGGCUGAUGGAAUCAAAGGCUUGGGAUUGUCUCAAUAUCUCAGCAAGUUCAUUUUUAAUAUUGAAGAAGUUGAAUCUGCAACUCAGUACUUCUCUGAGGCUAACUUGCUUGGUAGAAGCAGUUUCUCAAUGGUUUACAAAGGAGUUUUGAAGGAUGGAUCUUGUGUAGCCAUUAGGAGCAUUAAUAUGACUAGUUGCAAGUCCGAAGAAGCUGAGUUUCUUCGAGGAUUGGACUUGCUGAGCUCUUUGCGGCAUGAAAACCUUGUUAGUUUGAGAGGCUUCUGUUGUUCCAGGGGUCGAGGUGAAUUCUUCCUUGUAUACGACUUUGUCUCGAGAGGAAGCUUGUCUCGGUAUUUAGAUGUCGAAGACAGUAGCAGCCACGUUCUUGAAUGGUCUAAGAGAGUUUCAAUCAUCAAUGGCAUUGCAAAAGGCAUUGCAUAUUUACAUCAUGAAGAAGCAAACAAACCAGCCAUGGUUCACAAGAGCAUAUCUAUCGAGAAGAUUCUCAUUGAUCAUCAAUUCAAUGCAUUGAUCUCGGACUCCGGCCUCUCCAAACUUCUUGCGGACGACAUUAUCUUUUCAUCUCUCAAGACCAGUGCAGCCAUGGGAUAUCUUGCACCUGAAUACAUUACGAUCGGUCGUUUCACAGAGAAGAGCGACAUAUACGCAUUUGGAGUCAUCAUAUUCCAAAUUCUUUCUGGGACGCGAAGACUUGCAAACUCUCUUCUCUUGGAAACCGAAGUAUGCAAAUUCGAAGAUUUCAUCGACAAAAAUCUGAAGGGAAACUUCUCAGAAUCCCAGGCUACAAAGCUAGCAAAUCUUGCACUAUCAUGUACCAAUGAACUUCCCAUCAAUAGGCCAACCAUUGAAGAUUUGAUAGAGGAGCUUAACAAAAUUUAGUUAACUUCAGCUUUAGAAGCAGUAGCUUCCGAGUCGUUGAGAGUCGGUGCUCGUUCGAGAACAACAUCAACGAGAGGUAACGACAUUCUACGAAGCCUCCAUUAUUGGGAGCUUCAAGAAAGGCAGGAACUAAAAGUUGGAUCUUCUUCUACAAAGUGAGAUGCACAUCGAUUGACAAGGAAGAAGAGAGCAUGUAAAUUUGGGAAAGAAAUUGUCUGCAUUGUUCAAGAUAUGUAUAAUUACAUCAGUUGGCUAUUUAGAACUUCACUUUGUAUUACUACAAAAAAAAAAAAAAAAAAAUGGACGAAAUCUUACAUUUAGUUCCUGAAUUUUCUUUUUUCAAAGUAGAAAUCUAAUCCUUGAAAUAAUACAAACUAAUAUCAGUUAA
This is a messenger RNA of Cucumis melo (muskmelon), 2699 nucleotides long. Its product is annotated as somatic embryogenesis receptor kinase 1. NCBI's taxonomy places the organism in Eukaryota, Viridiplantae, Streptophyta, Magnoliopsida, Cucurbitales, Cucurbitaceae. The record is from RefSeq and is a predicted model, not a curated record. Gene Ontology annotation, molecular function: ATP binding; receptor serine/threonine kinase binding; protein kinase activity. Gene Ontology annotation, biological process: protein phosphorylation. The transcript has 4 exons. Bases 266 to 2311 code for a protein of 681 amino acids.